CAACGGAAAAGCGGGCCAGUUAGUAUUUGUGAAGAUGGCGCUGUCUAGUGUGUUGCGGAGUGAGUCUGCGGAUUUUUCUAACCUAUUUGCGCAGCGUUAUACGCUCGACUGCGGAGUAGACCGCGCUGAUCUGGGCGACAGCCCUCACUUCACGGUGAACACCGCCGGCGAAGACGAGGAUACUGACAGUAGGAUUCAGUUUCUUCACGGAACAACCACCUUGGCCUUUAAAUUCCAGCACGGUGUCAUAGUGGCGGUGGACUCCAGGGCGACGGCCGGCUCGUACAUCGCGUCUCAGACGGUGAAGAAGGUCAUCGAGAUCAACCCCUACCUGCUGGGCACCAUGGCAGGCGGAGCGGCCGACUGCAGCUUCUGGGAGCGUUUGCUGGCGCGCCAAUGUCGCAUCUAUGAGCUGCGGAACAAGGAGCGCAUCUCUGUGGCGGCCGCGUCCAAACUGCUGGCCAACAUGGUGUACCAGUACAAGGGCAUGGGUCUCAGUAUGGGCACCAUGGUGUGUGGUUGGGACAAAAGAGGACCAGGGCUCUACUACGUGGACUCGGAGGGCAACCGCGUGUGCGGCGACCUGUUCGCCGUGGGCUCCGGCUCCAUGUACGCCUACGGCGUCGUGGACAGCGGCCUGCGGCACGACAUGAGCGUGGAGGAGGCGUGCGACCUUGGGCGCCGCGCCAUCUACCAGGCCACCUACCGCGACGCCUACAGCGGCGGCCAGGUCAACCUGUACCGCGUCCACGGCCAGGGCUGGGAGCGCGUCUCCCACGACGACGUGCUCCAACUGCACCACCAGUACCACGGCUUUCAAAAAAAGCCGGCCAAGCCAGCUGCGUAGGCACAUCCGAGAGGACGGAGGGAUGAGACACGGAUGGAAUAGAAAAAUGGAUGAAAUCAGGAAAAGGGACAUUUACACAAGUUAUGCUUCACGGUCCAUUUUAGUAGCGUCCCAAGGUGGGCCAGCGUGUUGCUCGUCUAAGUUUUGUUGGAGAUAAUUUUGAUAAAAAUGUGCUUAGUUACACUAACAUUCACCACACGUUCCGUUACCAUUUUUUCUUUGAUGAUACUGAGGUAAUAACGAAGCAAGUAACAGUACUUUUAAGGUUUUCAGAUAGCGGGUUGUAGUGCCUCUGUUUGUAUGAUGGAUACGGGGACGCCGCGUCCCAGUGGGCUGGACACGGAGCCAGGCUCUGCUUGGCUGGCUCCCUUGGAGUGGGCAUGGACUUCUGUUCCUCUCAUCGCGCAUGUAACCAGUCACCAACCCCCUCCAAUAAACCCCGGGCUUAGUGUUUUGCUA
Messenger RNA from Electrophorus electricus (electric eel), 1306 nucleotides. It is a transcript of the gene psmb5, whose product is annotated as proteasome 20S subunit beta 5. Lineage: Eukaryota; Metazoa; Chordata; Actinopteri; Gymnotiformes; Gymnotidae. The record is from RefSeq and is a predicted model, not a curated record. Gene Ontology annotation, molecular function: threonine-type endopeptidase activity. Gene Ontology annotation, cellular component: cytoplasm; proteasome core complex.